Cutaneotrichosporon cavernicola is the source of this 606-nucleotide messenger RNA. RefSeq lists its product as uncharacterized. Gene Ontology annotation, cellular component: cytosolic large ribosomal subunit; ribosome. The record is from RefSeq and is a predicted model, not a curated record. The coding region runs from base 1 to 606 and encodes 201 amino acids. Gene Ontology annotation, molecular function: RNA binding; structural constituent of ribosome. Lineage: Eukaryota; Fungi; Basidiomycota; Tremellomycetes; Trichosporonales; Trichosporonaceae. Gene Ontology annotation, biological process: cytoplasmic translation. The transcript is spliced from 3 exons.
AUGGGCGCCUACAAGUACCUUACGGAGCUCUACACCAAGAAGCAGUCGGAUGUCCUCCAGUUCGUCGCACGUGUGCGCUGCUGGGAGUACCGUCAGCUCGCGGUCAUCCACCGCGCGGCCCGCCCCUCGCGCCCGGACAAGGCGCGCCGUCUCGGCUACAAGGCCAAGCAGGGCUACGUGAUCUACCGUGUCCGUGUCCGCCGUGGUAACCGCAAAAAGCCCGCUCCCAAGGGUGCCACCUACGGCAAGCCCGUCCGCCAGGGUGUCAACCACCUCAAGUACCAGCGUGGUCUCCAGACCACCGCUGAGGAGCGUGUUGGCCGCCGCUGCGGUAACCUCCGCGUCCUCAACUCGUACGAGGUCGCUGCCGACGGUGUCUACAAGUUCUACGAGGUCAUCCUCAUUGACCCCUCGCACAAGGCGAUCCGCCGCGACGCCCGCAUCAACUGGAUCUGCAACCCCGUCCACAAGCACCGCGAGGCUCGUGGCCUUACUUCGGAGGGCAAGAAGAACCGUGGUCUCGGCAAGGGCUCCAAGUACAACCACACCCCCCAGGCCGCCACCUGGCGCAAGCACAACACGCUCUCGCUCCGCCGCUACCGGUAA